This is a messenger RNA of Seminavis robusta, 1067 nucleotides long. NCBI's taxonomy places the organism in Eukaryota, Bacillariophyta, Bacillariophyceae, Naviculales, Naviculaceae. The record is from the annotation of a GenBank genome assembly.
GACGUCAGUGCUGUCAAAAGCAAAAGAUUUUGGAGUUUGGCAAUGAUUCAGACAUCCCAAGCCGAGCGACCAUGAUGCCUGCAAUGCUGAUGAAGACGACGAUGGCCCAUUGAAUCGAAUCGACGAACAUGAGGAGGAGCAACCUAUUCUUGGUCCUGCCGUUGGCGACUUUCCAUGCUGCGACCAGUCUCAGCAGUUCCAAGCCCAAGUCGGCAGUCAAGACUCCGCCAGAAAUGAACCGAAGGGAUUUGUUUGGCAUUGGUUUGGUGUCCACGGCCCUGCUAUUUGGAGGUGACUCUGCAGAAGCAUUCCCCAACAAAAUAUCCACAAAGUACGAUGAUAGACCCAAACGACGAGGACCUCAGCCCAAAGAUUUGGGUGUUGGCCCUCGCAAAGACAUGAUUGGAGACGAAUACGUGGGUUUAAAAAACUGCGGGCCUGCACCCAACUGCUUUUGUUCGACCGAUGAUCCCGAGGACGAACCGGAUCACUAUAUUCCUGCUUGGAUUUGGCCCGAAAGUCUCGACCAGGAAAAAGCCUUCCAGCAGCUCGAACAGGUCAUCCAGGCAUACCAGCCCGGCCAAGACAAUGUCGAUGGAGGUGGUUUUCAGAUUGUCACGUCCAAGAAUGGGUACAUUUACACGCAGUUUGAAGCGCUCAAGAAUGGGUACAUUGAUGAUUUGGAGCUGGCAGUUGUGAAUGGGAAAGGUCCUCGUGCCGUACAAGUGAGAUCCAGUAGUCGCGUUGGAUACCUAGACUAUGGAGUCAAUGGCAAACGUGUCAACUAUAUUGCCAAAAGUCUACGGGAAAAAGGCUGGAAUGCACCUGGAGUCGACUACGACACGCAUCGAAACUAUGCUAUUCAGAAUGAGGUCAUUUGAUGAUCGAGUAAAAUGAUUAUGGAAGCACUCGCGUCCAUCACACGACAACCAUCCAAUCUACCUCCACAGGACGAUCCUGAUAUUCAAUACAUUGCUGUGGCUAGCAUAAAAAAUUAAUAAUCGGAGAAACUGCCUUCUCAACCGACUAACUCAGAUACACUAACUGAUUUGACGAAGCAAAAAGCA